GCUUUACCAGCGGGCCGUCAUUACUCAGUGACUCUGAGACGCAGAUGACUGCUAAGCUGGAGCUGGCACAAAGGCAGCUCGCCAUCUGUUACUUCAGGCUGCAGCUGAAGCUGCUGCCUCAUCAGCACCAAAUUUCUGACAGGUCUGAACAGUGUCUGAUAGCAUAUCUGCCAUAUAAAAAUCAGGAUGUCCUUAAAUGCGUCCAUUGACCGUGACAUGCAACUAAAUGAGUGUCUCCUCAGCUUUUACAGCUAUGCUGCAUGGGUGACCUUUGAGAGGCGGGGCCUAAAGGGCAUUCGGAUGGAGACUGGACGCUUGUUUGGCUCAAACAUGUUUAACCCCGCCCUGAAUGAAUCAAAAAAAGGAUUGAAAGACCAGGAGAGUUCACAGAGGAGUCAGUCUAAGGUUCUGAACUCCCGACAAGCAUCACUGAAUAACUGGAAGUCAAACCGUCUUCCUCCCCUAAACAAAAUCAUAACCCAGCGUUCCCCGCUGAUGGUCUCUCUGCUGCCUACUCCACAAGAAAAGGCCCCUCACCUGUUUGAGCGCGUCAGAGGUCUUAAAGUGCCCUCGACUGAAGACUGUGAUUCAGAGGCGGUGAUGGAGGAGCUCAAAGAGCAGCUUAAAGAGCAGCUGAAGUCUCUUAGCUUUGGAAUCCUCGGAAAGCCUUUGAGCCAGUUCAGCUCCGAGACACUGAAGCCUCAGGAAGGCCCGAGUGAAGAGGAGACUGAGAAUGAGGAAGACGAGGGUAGUAACAGCGAUGUGGUGAGCACUGACCCACCCGUACUCAUCAGGAGUAACAAAACCUCUGUCACUGGCCAAAUAUCGCUCACCGCAGCUACAGACAAACGCAUGCGCUCUAGCCGAGCGGACUUAGUCUCCAGAGCUACCACUGAAGCGGUGUCCUCAGACACAGAAUAAAUCUGAAAA
This is a messenger RNA of Sinocyclocheilus grahami, 930 nucleotides long. Its product is annotated as protein phosphatase 1 regulatory subunit 36. Gene Ontology annotation, molecular function: phosphatase binding. The record is from RefSeq and is a predicted model, not a curated record. NCBI's taxonomy places the organism in Eukaryota, Metazoa, Chordata, Actinopteri, Cypriniformes, Cyprinidae. The coding region runs from base 187 to 921 and encodes 244 amino acids. Gene Ontology annotation, biological process: negative regulation of phosphatase activity. The transcript has 5 exons.